AUGGAGCGGAGGCAGCCGCAGACCGCGCCGGCGCCGCGGCGGAAGGGCGCGCCGGCGGCGAGCCAGGAGUGGCUGGUGGUGCCGGCGGCGGGGGAGGAGAGCACGGGGGAGUUCGGGAGGCACCGGAUCAUGGAGAUAACGGGGCUGCCCGCGCGGGACCUCCGCAUGCUCGACCCGCAGCUCUCCUACCCGUCCACCAUCCUCGGCCGCGACCGCGCCGUCGUCGUCAACCUCGAGCACGUCAAGGCCAUCGUCACCGCCGCCGAGGUGCUCGUCCGCGACCCCGGCAACCCGCGCCUCCGCCCCUUCCUCCAAGAACUCCGCGCCCGCCUCGCGCUCCCGGAUGCGCCUACCACGAACCCGGCAACCGACGACAUAGAGCUGGGUGGUGAUCGGGGGAACGUGCCGAUGCCUGGCAGCGCUAAGAUCCAGCCCUUCGAGUUCAAGGUGCUCGAGGUCUGCCUCGAGCACACAUGCAAAUGCAUGGAAUCCGAGACGUUGGCCCUCGAGAAGGAGGCGUAUCCGGCCUUGGACAAGCUGACUUCCAAGGUUAGCACGCUCAACCUGGAGCACGUCAGGCAGAUCAAGAGCCGCCUGGUAGAGCUAACAGGGCGCGUGCAGAAGGUGAGGGAUGAUAUCGAGCAGUUAGUUGACGAUGACACGGAUAUGUUCGAGAUGUACCUGACGAGGAAGCUUGCGUUUCAAGGACUGAACGAGCCAUCGGGUAAAGUGGAUUCCAACAAGCAUGCAUCUCCUGACCAUGAGGAUGAGAAGGAGGAAGAAGGCAGUGGCGAUGAUAUAGAGAGCUCCCACGGAAGUUCUGCUUUUGUUAAGCCUGAUGUAGAAGAGUUGGAAAUGCUUCUCGAAGCUUACUUCGUGCAGUUUGAUGGCACACUGAACAAGUUAUGCCAUCUCCGCGACUAUGUGGAUGACACUGAGGAUUACAUCAACAUGAUGCUGGACGAGAAGCAGAACCAGCUGCUGCAGAUGGGCGUGAUGCUCACGACGGCGACCGUGGUGAUCACCGCGGGCAUCGUGGUCGUGAGCCUGUUCGGCAUGAACAUCCACAUCGAGCUGACGUUAGAUCCGGAGACCCCCGAGAUGGCGAGGAUCAAAAACAGAAAGUUCUGGGAGACCACCUGGGCCACCGUUGCCGGCUGCGCCGCUAUAUACAUUCUGGCCAUCUAUGCAGGAAAGAAGAGCAAAUACUUGCAGUGAUGCUGCCAUAUUCUGUGUUCCGCACCGGACAGACGAAGCAUCGGACCGCAAGCUCUGCAGCCCAGGGCCACGUUUUCGCCGUUGCAAAUGGAUUCAUUCCCUGUGCUGAGAACGUGAUGCGGUGGCUUUCUGUUUUGUUCUGUCUGGAAGAUGCAGUAGCUGAUGGGGUUUGGGUAGGAAUAAUUGAAUGAUGGACAUCCCACCCUUGACACGAAUGACGGUUAUAUAAAGAUGCCUUAUUUAUCCUGUCA
Triticum dicoccoides is the source of this 1469-nucleotide messenger RNA. RefSeq names its product magnesium transporter MRS2-E-like. Gene Ontology annotation, biological process: magnesium ion transport. Gene Ontology annotation, molecular function: magnesium ion transmembrane transporter activity. The transcript is spliced from 6 exons. The record is from RefSeq and is a predicted model, not a curated record. The coding region runs from base 1 to 1218 and encodes 405 amino acids. Lineage: Eukaryota; Viridiplantae; Streptophyta; Magnoliopsida; Poales; Poaceae.